AUGGGGUGGGAGCUCCCUUCCACCCCUCGGGAUAGCACAGCACAGGUUCCAGAUCUGCAGCGGAAGUCUCUGCCCUUUUUCCCUAUCCUCCCUGCCUCCAGCCACGAAGGCUGGCACCGCGCGACGACCUCCUCCGGGUUCCCUUCGGGUGGCGGCCGCCGCGGAGUCCGGCGCACCGCGCUGAGUGGGUUUGCUACCCACAGAACCCACCACCCCAUUUCACCUGAGAAGCGCCGAGCCUACUGGGGGGUGGGCGGCAAGCGUGAGGUUUUAACCGCUGGGUUGCGGAACGCCUGCCAAGCUCUCGGAGUCCUUUGUUCCGCCGACAGCCCCGCCCCCGGGCCCCUACAGCGUUUCUGCCGGGAUGACAGUCCACGCUCCGCAGCCGGCCACACCCACCCCAUGGGCUCGCCCGGAACAAAGCCGACCCGUGGGGCGCAGUGGGGCUUGGUCCCAGGCCGGGCGCUCAUGGACCCUUGGAGAGGGGCGGGAUGGGGUGGAUUGCCUGAGCCUUGGAGAUCGCCUGAGCCCUGGAGGUUGCCGUCGCAGUUGACCGCACCCCAGACAAUGCGCACGCCCCCCACCCCUCUCCCGGUCUGCACGCCCGCGCUGAUUGGCCGCGGAUAGAGGUGGUCCAGCCCCACGACUGUCCCCCGAGCUUCGAGCAUUACGUCAGC
Messenger RNA from Choloepus didactylus (southern two-toed sloth), 677 nucleotides. RefSeq lists its product as uncharacterized. NCBI's taxonomy places the organism in Eukaryota, Metazoa, Chordata, Mammalia, Pilosa, Megalonychidae. Bases 1 to 627 code for a protein of 208 amino acids. The record is from RefSeq and is a predicted model, not a curated record. The transcript has 3 exons.